AUGAGGGAGCAUCCUACUGCUUUACUAAGCCAGCAUGGGGAGCAUCCUACUGCUUUACUAAGCCGGCAUGAGGAGCAUCCUACUGCUUUACUAAUCCAGCAUAAGGAGCAUCCUACUGCUUUACUUAGCCGGCAUGAGGAGCAUCCUACUGCUUUACUAAGCCGGCAUGGGGAACAUCCUACUGCUUUACUAAGCCGGCAUGGGGAGCUUCCUACUGCUUUACUAAGCCAGCAUGAGGAGCAUCCUACUGCUUUACUAAGCCGGCAUGGGGAGCUUCCUAAUGCUUUACUAAGCCGGCAUGAGAAAGAUCCUACUGCUUUACUAAGCCGGCAUGGGGAGCAUCCUACUGCUUUACUAAGCCGGCAUAGGGAGCAUCCUACUGCUUUACUAAGCCGGCAUGAGGAGCAUCCUACUGCUUUACUAAGCCGGCAUGAGAAGCAUCCUACUGCUUUACUAAGCCGGCAUGGGAAGCAUCCUACUGCUUUACUAAGCCGGCAUGGGGAGCUUCCUACUGCUUUACUAAGCCGGCAUGAGAAGGAUCCUACUGCUUUACUAAGCCGGCAUGGGGAGCAUCCUACUGCUUUACUAAGCCGGCAUGGGGAGCAUCCUACUGCUUUACUAAGCCGGCAUGAGAAGGAUCCUACUGCUUUACUAAGCCGGCAUGAGAAGGAUCCUACUGCUUUACUAAGCCGGCAUGAGAAGGAUCCUACUGCUUUACUAAGCCGGCAUGAGAAGGAUCCUACUGCUUUACUAAGCCGGCAUGGGGAGCAUCCUACUGCUUUACUAAGCCAGCAUGUGGAGCAUCCUACUGCUUUACUAAGCCGGCAUGAGAAGGAUCCUACUGCUUUACUUAGCCGGCAUGAGAAGGAUCCUACUGCUUUACUAAGCCGGCAUGGGGAGCAUCCUACUGCUUUACUAAGCCGGCAUGGGGAGCAUCCUACUGCUUUACUAAGCCGGCAUGGGGAUCAUUCUACUGCUUUACUAAGCCAGCUUGGGGAGCAUCCUACUGCUUUACUAAGCCGGCAUGAGGAGCAUCCUUCUGCUUUACUAAGCCGGUAUGGGGAGCAUCCUACUGCUUUAACAAGCUGGAAUGAGGAGCACCCUGCUGAUUUACUAAACGGGCAUUAG
Messenger RNA from Mercenaria mercenaria, 1128 nucleotides. RefSeq lists its product as uncharacterized. Lineage: Eukaryota; Metazoa; Mollusca; Bivalvia; Venerida; Veneridae. The transcript has a single exon. The record is from RefSeq and is a predicted model, not a curated record. Bases 1 to 1128 code for a protein of 375 amino acids.